AUGCGUUCUUCGUCUCUUCAAAGUUGCAACCUUAGAGGGCCUAUUCCUGAAUCUAUUUCUAAUCUCAUUCAUAUAGAUUAUUUGCACCUUCAAGAUAACUCCCUGAAUGGAACAAUACCAUCAGGGGUGUUCUCCCUUCCAUCACUAAGAUAUUUACUCUUGGGUAAGAACCACUUUUCUGGUCAUCUUGAGGAUUUCAAGUCCAAUUCACUAAUCUGGAUCUAUUUAGGUGACAACCAACUGCAAGGAUAUCUUCCCAAGUCAAUUCAAAACCUUGUGAACCUCACAAUUCUUUAUCUUCCUUUCAAUAAUUUUUGUGGUCGUGUGGAUGUCAGCCUCUUUUCAAACCUGAAAAGGCUUUCGUAUCUUUCUCUUUCAAAUAAUAAGAUCUCAUUGACCAAUGAGAACAAAGUUACUUUGCCUGAAUCUCUUCAUACGUUACAAUUGGCCGCAUGUGAAGUAAAAGAAUUGGAGUUUCUAAGAUCCGCAAAGCAGCUCGAGGAGUUGGAUCUUUCAAAUAAUAAGAUUCAAGGACGAAUUCCAAAUUGGGCAUGGUCUAACUGGAUGUUUUCAUUGGAAAGUCUUAGUAUAUCCCACAAUAUGCUGACGAGUGUUGAUAGAAUUCCUCUUCAGAUUGUAUAUACUAUUGAUUUACGGUCCAAUUUGCUUCAAGAUUCACUACCUAUGCCACCAAUUUCCACAGGAUACUUCUUCAUCUCCCAAAAUAAUCUCACUAAAGAAAUUCCUUCAUCUAUUUGCAAUUUGACAUCACUGGUAAUGCUAGAUUUGGCAAAAAACAACUUGAUGGGAGAAAUUCCGCAAUGUUUGGGUAAUAUUAGUGGUCUCGAGGUUCUUGAUAUGCAGCACAACAGGCUUAUUGGUACUCUUCCAACAAUUUUCAGCAUUAAUGGAAGUUCACUGAGAAGAGUUGCAGCGUCUUGA
Messenger RNA from Solanum stenotomum, 942 nucleotides. Its product is annotated as receptor like protein 22-like. The record is from RefSeq and is a predicted model, not a curated record. The transcript has a single exon. The coding region runs from base 1 to 942 and encodes 313 amino acids. Lineage: Eukaryota; Viridiplantae; Streptophyta; Magnoliopsida; Solanales; Solanaceae. Gene Ontology annotation, molecular function: protein binding.